Messenger RNA from Trichoderma reesei QM6a, 993 nucleotides. RefSeq lists its product as uncharacterized. Lineage: Eukaryota; Fungi; Ascomycota; Sordariomycetes; Hypocreales; Hypocreaceae. The coding region runs from base 1 to 993 and encodes 330 amino acids. The record is from RefSeq and is a predicted model, not a curated record. The transcript has 5 exons.
AUGUCCCCCAGAACCAUCGUCGUCGUUGGAGCCACUGGCCUGCAGGGAGGCUCUGUUGUCGAUGAGUUCCUCAAGUAUCCCGACCAGUAUCGGGUUAGAGGCCUCACUCGCAAUGUCUCCAAGCCGGCCGCCCUGGCUCUCUCCGCAAAAGGAGUCGAUGUUCAGGCCGCAGACCUCGAUCUCGGCCACGAAGCUCUGCAAAAGGUCUUUGCCGGGGCGAACAUUAUCUUUGCCCUGACAGACUUUUGGGCCUCGAGAUCCAAGGUCGUGGAAGUCGCUCAGGGGAAGGCCCUGGCCGAUGCCGCUGCCAGGAUCCCCACGCUGGAGCACUUUGUAUGGAGCGCUCUUCCUGACCCGAUGGAGCUCUCUCGAGGGAGAUUGUACCACGUGCACCACUGGAAGAGCAAGGCAGACGUGACGGAAUACAUCAAGACGCAGAAGCCCGAGCUGUGGGAGAAGACGACGACGAUUCUGUUUCCCAACUACUUCGAGAAUUGUUUGACUUAUCCCCAGCGGUAUUUGCCUCGUCAGCAGAUCUCGGGAAAACUUGUACGCGAGUUUCCCCUCUCCGCGGACACGAUUUUGCCGAACGUCGCCAUUACCGACACCGGAAAGCUCGUUCGGGCCGUCGUGGAGGACAAAACGAAGUAUUUCGGGAGGACCAUUGCAUUCUGGUCACAGGGACUAUCGGAGGGCGAAAAGCUAUCUAGGCUUGGGAGCGAACUCGUGAUUCCGUUCGAGUACAAGAAGUCAACCCCAGAGCAGUUCCAACAAGAACUGGAGGCAGCUGGCCUGGCACCAGAGACUGCUCUAGACUUUACCGAACAGCUUUUGAUGUUCGAGUAUUUCGGGAACGUGUAUGCGAGCCACGACCUUGUCCAGGCUAGGGAGAUCCCUGGCCUGUCGUUGAAGACGUGGGACGAGUUCAUCCGGGAGCACAAGGACGAGCUGAUGGCCAAGAUUGAAUCGGGAGACGGGCCAUCUCGGUGGUGA